Molecule: messenger RNA, 1596 nt
Organism: Colletotrichum destructivum
Lineage: Eukaryota; Fungi; Ascomycota; Sordariomycetes; Glomerellales; Glomerellaceae
Product: Putative isochorismatase
Exons: 2
Coding region: 346-1041 (231 amino acids)
Source: RefSeq, a predicted model, not a curated record
GUUCGAGAAGACGUGGGUGACAUUGCCACGAUACCAACCACAAGCUCUACCAAACCUUGCAACCUCGCUCACAUUCAUGCUCCUUGCAACACACGGCACACACACGCGAUACAUCGAGAGAAGACAGCCCAAUAUAGCAACACCUUCCCAGCGGUCUCUCACCCCGCCGGUCCGUUUUGCGUAGAGCCGCCGUCCGCCUCGCAGUUUAUCCGUUCACGCACACUCACACAAAACCGCGCGAGUCGUGGCGUCCCUGCAUUACUGUCCGAGAGAAACGAUCCCCGCCAUUAACGACAAAAGUAUCCGUACCAAGCGACCCAGCGAGAAGCAAAGAGCGUCGCCGCCAUGCCGCAGGACCGGUUCCGGCCGGCGCUUAUUGUCGUCGACUUCCAGGAGGAUUUUUGCCCGCCGCAUGGCUCACUCGCUGUGGCCAACGGACGCGACAUCCACCCGGUCGUCAACUCAAUGCUGCGCUGGCCGUUCGCGACAAAGAUCGCCACCAAGGACUGGCACCCGCCGGACCACGUCUCGUUCGCCUCGAACCAUGAGGGGAAGCAGCCGUUCGUCGACAUGGUCGACAUUGUCAACCCGCGCAACGGCGCCGAGACGUUCCGCACGCGGAUGUGGCCGGUGCACUGCGUGCAGGGGACGCCCGGCGCCGCCCUCGUGCCGGAGCUGGACGCCUCGGCCGUCGACAUCGUCCUCGAGAAGGGCCAGAACAGCAACGUCGAGAUGUACAGCGCCUUCUACGACCCCUUUCAGUCGCCGCGGGUGUCGGACACCGGGCUCGCGGAGGCCCUCAGGGACAAGGGCAUUACGGACGUCUACGUGGUCGGGCUGGCUGGCGAUUACUGCGUCAAGUGGACCGCGCUGGAUGCGAACAAGGAAGGCUUCCGGACCUUCAUCGUCGAAGAGGGCACGAGACCGGUGGAUGCUGAGAGAUGGGAUGAGUGCAAGGGCGAGUUGGAGGCCAGCGGGGUCAGGAUUGUCAGCGUCGAGGGGCCGGAGGUCCGGAGGGUUGUCACGGCAGGACGGGAAUGAGGGGCCGGCACACAAAGGGUCUCGUCUAAAAGUGGCGUGGUCGUCUCAUCAAUCGAACUCGAGAAAAUGUCUCCAGCUAGGAAGCCGAGGCAUCGUUUCUUGUUUCCUAUUUUAGAGGGGCGAUGCGAUCAAGCCAGGACACCCUCCCCUAUGUUUCGUUGGUACCAUUCUUGGGGAAUCCGUCAAAACGCGCAAUGCGGUGCGGCUGGCCGGCGCAUGGCAUGUGCCUCGAUGCAGCCCUAUCCUGGCAUGAAGGCGGCUAGGUGAAGCUUAUCGCAGUAGAACCGGCAGUGAAAAAAGAAAGAAAAAAAAAAGCAGAUAAUGAUUAGUGAGUCAAGUAGUUAUCCAGAGUAAGGUAAGAACUGAUACGGAUGGCAUGGUAUACACCGAUAGCACGAGUCGCAAUCUCAUUUCGACCGAGUCGAUAAGUUGGAGAGUGCCCAAUGACCGUUUGAGAUCGAUGCGUUAUCCAUCUAUUCAUCCACUGGCCUGAAUGCCAAACAGAGGUCAAAACCACAUACGGACUUGUCAAAUUGGUUUGGGUAAAACUCUGGU